ACCGCCAUUAAAAGCAGCAGCAGCCGAAGUAGUUAGGACGGUUAUGGUUAGGAAGCGUUAUUGUAAAUAGAUGGUUGAGCUCUUCUGUGAAAACAUCGGUUGUGAAAGCACUACACGGCACUUCCAGCUUCACGGCAGCAGCUCCAGCGUUACGGACGUGAAGAUUUAACUGAACUUCCAUACCAGCUGCUGCUAACUUCAGGCCCAGAACAACACGCCAGCAUGGACUCCUGGGUUCGGUUUAACGGCCAGAGCCAAGCCAAGGAGCGAAUUAUUCGGGCUGCUCAGUAUGCCUGCACCCUGCUGGGCUACACUCUGCAGAAGGGCGGGGCAGCGGCCGAACUUCACAAAACAGUCAGUCAGCUGGAAGCACACAUGAGCCUGACAAGAAAGUUACUGCGUCUGGGAAACUCUGUGGAGGCGCUGGAGGCCGCCAAGAGGGCCAUACACCUGUCUGACAGUGUGCUGAGGCUCUGCCUGACUAUCAGUCACCUCAACAGAGCCAUGUACUUUGCCUGUGACAACGUCCUGUGGGCUGGAAAAACAGGCCUUAUCCCCAAACUGGACCAGCACAAAUGGAGUCAGAGAUCUUUCAGGUACUACCUCUUCGCUCUGAUCCUCAACCUAACUCGAGAUGUGUAUGAGCUCCGCCUUCUUAUUGAGUGUGAAGAGCGUACCAGAGCUGCCAAAUCACAGAACUCACCGUACCCCAGCACCACCCUGCCCACCGACCAGUUGUCCUCACCCGCCGCCGCCUUGCCUGUUGUGUCGACAUGGCUCCGCAGGCAGCUCCGCCUACUGGUGGCGGUACUGUACAACAACCCGCCACUGCUGUUGGACUUGCUGAAGAACAGUUGCGAUAUCUUCAUCCCACUGGACCGGCUGGGGAUUUACCCUACGGGGUCGGGCUUUGUUGGGGCCUGUGGCCUAGCCUCCUCUGUCCUCUCCAUCCUCACCAUGGUCCAUCCCUGGCUUAAACUCAAGCCAUGAACUCGGGUCCACAAGGAGGAGGACUGAGAUCAGAAUCUAACAGGGUUCACACACUGAUCAUUUUGAGCAGGCAGCAGCUGCUGGUGUACUCAGACCACAUUUCCUAAUCCUUCAGAAGUGUUUUUUUUUUCUGCAUAACUUACUGAUUACUGACCUGUGACCCGUGUCCACACAGGGCUGAAGCGAACCCAUGUUGUCCUCAUGUUCUCACAGUAGCCAGUGUUAAGUAAAUAUAGUAUAGUCUGUCAUACACUGGGAAGUGAUUUGUUGUUGGGUCUAAAGGAUUCAUUUACCACUAAGCUGUACUAACAGGCUAAACAUCCACUGAAUGCAAGAAAGGCUGAUGGCCUGUUCCUCCUUUGUCUCCAACGGUGCACUGAGUGUGGCUCAUUUUAUUUAGGUUACCAAAUAACGCAUACCGACACUAAACCCAAAUACUUAUUAAAUACAUAGGGAUGAGAAUUCAUUGUCCAACACAGCCUUCACAGAAAGAGCAGCACAGCUCUGUCUCCUCCAUCUGCUGUCUGCCCUCUUACCAAACGCAAAUUAAAUCGUUCGCUUGUCUCGCCUGAGUCUUACCGCUGGACUACUGCAGAGUGUUCACACACAACACCAUCAUGCGAAUAAACACAGCAAUUACUACUGUGGUAUAAAACCAAAGUUAACAUUUUCAAAGGGAUCAAAACUAUGCUGCAGAUUUGUUAAACUUAAAAAAUUUAUUCUUGUCAGGUCUGGCAGCAAGACAACUUCUAAAAUGUCAUGCAAUAAAAUGCAAAUUAAUUAUUUAAAAAUCAUGUGAUUUUUCUGGAUUUUUGUUUGAUUCUCUCACAGUUGAAGUGUACCUAUGAUAAAAAUUACAGACCCCUACAUGCUUUUGUAAGUAGGAAAACCUGCAAAACCAGCAGUGUAUCAGAUACUUGUUCUCCCCACUGUAUGCUUACUUUCGCCCAGCAGUCUGUUUUGUCCAGAUUUAUAUAAAUAUGAAGUAGUAGGUGACAACAGUGGAACUGGAAAGACAAGUUGGCUCGCUGCCGAGAAGUGAGUGAAAUUUUCAACUCUGAGCUCAUCCUGCUGGUAAAUGCGGGAGUUUAUUUGUCCAAAGGCUGCAGUGCUGCCCCAGCAGUCCUCCACAGCUCCACGUAGCUCAGCAGCUGUCAGUCAGCCAGCGCUCUGAAGCCAUCAGUGACGUCCAGACAAUCUCAACGCUUAUAGGUAAUCACAACACAGCGUCAUGCAACUUUAUCACUCCAAUUAAAGAAUUUUAACUUGCGCGAAUACCUUCGUAUUGCUGCCAUGCGUCCAGCCCAACACGAAUUUGCAUUGUGUCUGAGUCUUUGAAUUGACUUUGAAUGUAAUCGUUAUGCGCCCAACGCUCACCUCGCAUUUGUUCUGAAUGCACAGUAAGACCCGCCAUCUUCAAGCUUGUCAUGGUUGUCAUUUUUGAUUGGUUGCUGUUUGAUUUCAAGUUCUAGUAAAUCACGGUUUUGUGAUUACACCCAGCAAGUUCGGAUCAUCAUUCUUCCAGUAAUACAUGUUUCGAGCCAUCAAAUUCCGAACUGUCAGAGAGAAAUGCAGGAAUAUGAUGCAUUUCAUUGAAAGAAUCUCCACACUCAAUCUUGUAAGGAGAGAAGCACUGAUAAUGGUCAGGUCUGCUGCACUUGAUGUCAGCUUUUUCAUGUGGCACCACCGUCUUGCUCACUUUGUGCAGAGUCUAAAUGUUACCACAGUACAGGUUAUGUAGGUUUUCCUUACAGAAAUUACAGUACCCUACUACUGAAAACAUGAAAUACAUUGUCCACUGUUGUCAUGAAGGUGCAUACAUAAGUGUGUUUGUUACUGACAGGACGCACCUUUUACUGACACCUUCCCCUAACCCUACACACCCUUAACGUAGCCACACUGCAGAGAUGACCGUAAGCAGAAACCUCUGCCAGCAUACAGCGCUAUCAUCACCAACCUGCUAAUCGGAUGAGACCACUUUGGCCUGCUCGGGUCCGACUGACCUCUUGGUCUUUGACAUUUUACCAGUUCCUUGCUGCUGAGGGUAUCCUAAUUCAACUUGCAGUAAAAUUGGCUCAUGAAGCAUGCACAAAACAUGUUUUAGGUGUCACUGUGUGACCUGAACUUGUUUAAAAAAUCUGGUUGAAUAUGCAUCCAACAUAGGCAAACAACUGACUUACAAAUAACCUGAAUGGGAAAUAAAAGAAUGAUAACAGAACAUUAAAUAUUACAAAUGAAUUUACAGAUUUAGUGACAACGGAGGUGCCAGAGUGGUGCCUUACAUCUGUAACAUGAGUAAAGUGGCCCAUCAAGAGACUUCCAACAACUGUUCAGACUCCAUGACAAGUUAAGAAUUCACAAAUCCAGAACAAACACAUUUUCUUAACCUUUAGUAGAACCAUUCCUGUCACCCGUAUCAUCACCUUUUCAUCAGUACACAUCUACAGUGGCUUUAACUUUUCCACAUUUUUUCACAUUACAACCAUAAACGUAAAUGUAUUUUAUUGGGAUUUAAUGUGAUAGACCAACACAAAGUGGCACAUAAUUGUGAAGUGGAAGGAAAAUGAUACAUAGUUUUCAAAAAAUUUUCACAAAUAAAAAUCUGAAGUGGCGUGCAAAAGUAUUCAGCCUCCCUGAGUCAAUACUUUUGCAGCGAAUAACGUCUUUUGGGGGAUGUCUCUACCGGCGUAAACGGAGCAGAAUACUUCUGCACGCCACACUUCAGAUUUUUAGACCAACACAAAGUACCGCAUAAUUGUAAUGCGGUACUUUGUGUUGGUCUAUCACAUGAAGUCCCAAUAAAAUACAUUUACAUUUGGGGUUAUAACAUGAAUAAACGUGGAAAAGUUCAAGGGGUAUGAAAACUUUUGCAAGCUGCUGUAUGAAACGUUGCAAUUUGGGGACCUUGACCCAAAUAUGUUACUCGCCAUCAGUGAAAAUGUACUCGCUGCCUGCAAUAAAGUGCAUGUGUGUGGA
This is a messenger RNA of Micropterus dolomieu (smallmouth bass), 3966 nucleotides long. It is a transcript of the gene pex11b, whose product is annotated as peroxisomal biogenesis factor 11 beta. Gene Ontology annotation, biological process: regulation of peroxisome size; peroxisome fission. The record is from RefSeq and is a predicted model, not a curated record. Bases 223 to 990 code for a protein of 255 amino acids. Gene Ontology annotation, cellular component: peroxisomal membrane. The transcript is spliced from 4 exons. Lineage: Eukaryota; Metazoa; Chordata; Actinopteri; Centrarchiformes; Centrarchidae.